This is a messenger RNA of Heterotrigona itama, 908 nucleotides long. NCBI's taxonomy places the organism in Eukaryota, Metazoa, Arthropoda, Insecta, Hymenoptera, Apidae. The record is from the annotation of a GenBank genome assembly.
GUGAAAUUUGAAUACUGUAAUAAAUUUAGUGUACAAUUAUACUAUAUAAAUUUACUCAUAAGAGAAAUAUAUUUAGUGAUUUUAAAUUUAAUAAAAAAUAAUUUAUAUUUCUUAAUUGAAAAAUGUGUAUUUAUGUACAUAUAAUUUGUCUCGAAUAUUUUUCUAAGAAAAAGAUUAGUGUAUAGAGGAAGAGUAUAUAGGUAUACACACGUAACUACUUUAUAUAAAACAUUGGUACUUGCUAAAAUAUCUCUUGCUAUAAUUUUGAAUGUCAGUAAAUUUAUAAUUCAUAUGACUUAAUUCUAGUAUUUCUAUUAAUGACUAUAUGCGUGCUAUAAAUUUUUGUGUAUAUACAACGAUCACAAGUAAAAGAAAUAAAACGAAUAUCUCAAAUAUGUUUAGCAAUAAAAAAAAUAAUUUGCCACCAAGACCUCAUAUUCCAGAUUCUGAAUGUAUAUUAGAAGACCUUAAUAAUGCUUCUAUAGAUGAUAUAGCAUUUAAAAUAAUCGAUAAAGAUGAAUUUUCUGAAGAACAUUCAUUCAACACAAAUACUUCUAAUACCUAUCAGAAAGUCAAAAUGUAUUUAAAUAUAAAACAACAGUUAAGAUAUUUAGAAACUACUAUUACAGAAAGAGAACAACAGCUGAAAACUGAUAAUGAAGAAAUAAAAAAACUCGCGGACAAUAUUAAAAAACAAGCACAAGCUGCAUUAAUAGCAUAGAUCUUUUAUAUUUAUAAAUUAUAUUAUAGUUAUUUGAAUAAUUCUUCCUAUGAAGGAAAUUGUAAUAUAUAAUUAUUUUAAACUUAAUAUUGUCUUAAUUGUUAAUAUCAUAUAAUAACCAUAUAAUAAUCAUACAAUAUCAUAUAAUAAAAAUUAGCUAAUCAUAUAAAAUAAUUAUACUUAUCAU